AUGCCUACAUCAGACAAUUAUGAAGCAAACUUAACAGGUACUCCUAAAGCACUAUUAGUUUCUGAUGAACCUUAUGAAUGGAUUAUAGACACUGGAGCUACAAAUCAUAUGGUUUAUGAUAUUGACAUGCUAAAUAAAUCCUCAAUAACUGAAAUUGAAAAACCAAAGAAAGUUUUCUUACCAAAUGGUGAUAUAACACAAGUCACUCACAUAGGUGCAAGUUCUUUAUCAGAUAAGAAUACAAUUACCAAUGUAUUUUAUGUGCCACAAUUUAAAUUUAAUCUACUAUCUGUGUCUAAGUCUACUAAGGAGCUAAAAUGUUCAGUAACUGUUUUCCCUGAUUUUUGCUUCUUCCAAGAUCUCUUCACUAGGAAGGUGAGGGAGAUUGGUAAGGAAGAAGAUGAACUCUACAUCUUACUAAGACAAAUAAUGGAGAAGAAUAAAAGGAUUGCUUUAGCAGCCUCAAAAGUUGAGUCAAAUCUAGACAAGCAACUAGAUGUGGAUCUUUGGCAUAAAAGACUUGGUCACAUGUCUACUAUAGUUUUACAGAAAAUUUUACCUAUUAGUCUACAAUUCAUUAGUGAAAAGAUUUGUGGGGACCUUACAAAAGAUGAAACAUUUAGGGAAGACAUAUUUCCUUUCAGUUAUAGAAACAAAACUGCAGCACAGCCACUGUUUGUAGAUCCUACUCUUCAUACAGGGAUAACACUGGAUGUUAUACCUGAGAGUAGUCUUACAAACACUACAUCAGAACAACAUAAUCAAGACUAUGAAGUAUCUGCAUCACAAGAAUUAUCAGGAACAGAUACAAAUAUACCUUCUUCACCAAUCAAAGAUGUUCAUUUAUCCUCUCAAAAGUCAGAACAAAUUGUGGUAGAUCAACAAAUACCUGAGAAGAUUCAACCUCAACAAAUGAUUGUCAGAAAAUCAACAAGAGACAAAAAUCCACCAAUAUGGAUGAGAGAUUUUGUAUCACUGAAUAUUCAUAGAGAUGAACCUUAUGCAAUAAACAAAUAUCUAGGAUAUGAUCAACUAUCAUCCAAGUAUCAAGCCUAUAUGAGUGCUUUCUCUUCUAUUAAUAGGCCUACAAGCUAUUCAGAAGCAGUAAAAGACCAUAGAUGGGUGGAAGCAAUGAAUGAAGAAAUAAAGGCACUUGAGAACAAUAAUACUUGGGAUAUUAUUACACUGCAGAAGUUCAAACAAAGUCAAUUUGAUUAUUCUCUAUUUAUCAAAAGGACAAGUGAGGGAAGUGCAAUGAUAUUCGUCUAUGUUGAUGAUAUGUUAAUUACAGGAGAUAGUUUGAAGCUAAUUGAAGAAACUAAACAGUCCCUGCAGAAAGCCUUCAAGAUGAAAGAUCUGGGAGAAUUAAAGUAUUUUUUAAGUAUUGAAUUUGCAAGGUCUAAAUAUGGGAUCAUUAUGCAUCAAAGAAAAUAUGCACUAGAACUUAUAUCUGAAGCUGGAUUAUCAACAGCUAAGCCUGCAGGUAUCAAAUCAGAAGAAGAUCCUCUCACUGAUCAGCAAGUUUAUCAAAGACUCAUUGGAAAACUGUUAUAUCUAACAGUAACAAGACCUGACAUAUCUUUUGGUGUUCAAACACUAAGCCAAUUCCUUCAACAACCUAAGAAGUCUCAUAUGGAUGCAGCAUUGAGGAUUAUUGGGCUUCUUGCCCUCUUACCAGAAGUAUCUAAGAGCUCAGCAGAAGCUGAAUACAGAAGCCUAGCAACUAGUGUAGCAAAGUUGAUUUGGCUCAUUGGAUUACUGAAAGAAGUGGAUGCAGACAUCAAACUGCCAGUUGAGAUAUACUGUGACAGUAAAGCAGCUAUUCAAAUAGCUGCAAACUCUGUUUAUCAUGAAAGGACCAAACACAUAGAAAUAGAUUGCCACUUUAUAAGAGAAAGAAUUCAACAAGGUUUGAUAACUACCAAGUACAUUGCAACAAAAGAGCAGCCUAUUGAUCUUCUUACAAAAGGACUUAGUAAAGUUCAACAUGAAUAUCUAAACUGCAAACUAGGUGUCUUAAACAUCUUCACACCACCUAACUUGAGGGGGAGUGUUAAAGUAUAA
Messenger RNA from Nicotiana tabacum (common tobacco), 2064 nucleotides. The record is from RefSeq and is a predicted model, not a curated record. Lineage: Eukaryota; Viridiplantae; Streptophyta; Magnoliopsida; Solanales; Solanaceae.